AUGAAAGAAUCACUCAUUGGCACCAUUAUGCAGGAUGGAGUAGAUGUUGUUGGCUAUCCUAUAUUCGAUGAUGCAAAGGUACAUAAAGCUAUAGCUUUUGCAAGGAAGGCACACGGAAGAAUUUUGGCUGCGCUGGUUCCAUCAAGUGGUAAACGAGCUGUUGAAACAAUUGUGGCUGGUAUUUCACAUGACAUAGUUGAUGACACUUGCCAAAGUCUACAUGACAUUGAGACAGAGUUUGGGGAUGAUGUGGCCGAGUUGGUAGCCAGUGUUUCUAAGCUGAGUUAUAUAAAUCAGCUGUUACGCAGACAUCGAAGGGUAAAUGUGAACCAGGGUGUCCACGGCCUAGAAGAGGCAAGUAAUUUACGAGUCAUGCUUUUGGGAAUGAUUGAUGAUCCACGUGCUGUGCUCAUCAAGCUUGCUGAUCGUCUUCACAACAUGAGAACAAUUUAUGCUCUGCCAUUACAUAAGGCUCAAGCUGUUGCAGAGGAGACAUUGAUUUUUUGGUGUUCACUUGCUUCGAGAUUGGGUCUGUGGGCAUUAAAAGCUGAACUUGAAGAUCUAUGCUUUGCUGUUCUACAGUCCCAUUUGAUGUACUGUUGGAUCGGAGAAAAGGAGCCAACUUUCUCUAGUAUUGCUAAUAAUCUGGAAACAUGCACAGCACCGAAGGUUGUCCAGGAUGCUGGAUUAGCUUUGGCAUCAUUGGUAAUUUGUGAGGAAGCCCUUGAGCGAGACUUGGUUAUGUCGGCUUCGUAUGUUCUUGUGCUCAUUAUCCCUAAUGCUGUGUUUUAUGUAGCACGAUUUAUGUGCUGA
This is a messenger RNA of Vicia faba (fava bean), 813 nucleotides long. The record is from the annotation of a GenBank genome assembly. NCBI's taxonomy places the organism in Eukaryota, Viridiplantae, Streptophyta, Magnoliopsida, Fabales, Fabaceae.